Molecule: messenger RNA, 1014 nt
Organism: Nothoprocta perdicaria
Lineage: Eukaryota; Metazoa; Chordata; Aves; Tinamiformes; Tinamidae
Product: basic salivary proline-rich protein 2-like
Exons: 1
Source: RefSeq, a predicted model, not a curated record
AUGGACCCAAACCCCUAUGGGGACCCCAGCCCCUAUAGGGAACCCAGGCCCUAUGGGGACCCCAACCCCUAUGGAGACUCCAACACCUAUGGGGAGCCCAACCCCUAUGGGGACCCCAGCCCCUAUGGGGACCCCAGCCCCUAUAUGGAGCCCGGCCCCUAUGGGAACCCAAACCCCUAUGGGGACUCCAACACCUAUAGGGACCCCAGGCCCUAUAGGGAGCCCAGCACCUAUAGCGACACCAACACCUAUGGAGACCCCAGCCCCUAUGGGGACCCUGAUGCUUAUGGGGACCCUGAUGCUUACGAGGACCCCGACACCUAUAGAGACCCCGACAUCUAUGGGGAUUCCGACCCCUAUGGGGACCCCUAUGGGGACUCCUAUGGGGAUGCUGACCCUGAUGCCUAUGGGGACAACUAUCCCGAGCCCUAUAGGGACCCGGGCCCAGGAACAGGGGGGUUCCAUAGGGGCAGAGACCCCCAGCCCCGGCCCUGGGACCCCUAUGGGCACCCCCCUACAGGCAGGGAUGCCUAUAGGGUCAGGGACCCCCAUACAAGCCCCUGGGAGCCCUAUAGAGCCCGGGAGGCCCAGACUGACCCCAGGGAGCCCUAUGGGGUCAGAGAGCCCCCCCAGAAUACGUGGGACCCCUAUAGAGCCUAUAGGGUCAAGGACCUCCAGAAUGACCCUAGGGACCCCUAUAGAUCUGGCGACCCCCAGAGUGAGCCCAGCGACCCCUAUAGGGUUAGGGACCCCCAGGACAAUCCCAGGGACCCCUAUAGGGCUGGGGACCCCCAGAGUGAGCCCAGGGACCCCUAUAGGGUCAGGGACCCCCAGGACCACCUCAGGGACCCCUAUAGGGCCCAAGCUCCUGAGAUCGACCCCAUGGAGCCCUAUAGCUCUGGGGACCCCCUCACUGAAUCCAGGGACCCCUAUAGGGCUGAGAACCCCCCCACUGAGCCCAGGGACCCCUAUAGGGCUGAGAACCCCCCCCCUGAGCCCAGGGACCCCUAUAGG